GCAUCGUUUGGAUGUUUCCAUGCAAACAGAGAAAUAAACGUUGGUAUUUUGCAGUAAACGGAGGAACAUUUGGCCGUAACAGCUGGACCGCUGAUGUCAUGUCUCCCAUUUGGCUGUCGCUGUUGUUCUCGGUUCUUUUGGUGGAAUGUGUGCCGGAGAAAGCGAAGAGAUCCAGCCUGAACCAGCUGACCAGGACCCUCCUGAGGAGCUACGACUGUGGAGUUCGACCCGUCCACAACUGGAACAGCACCACCACAGUUUACAUCGACCUCAUUCUGCAGUCUGUCCUGGACGUGGAUCGAAAGACUCAGAGCAUCACAACAAGUAUUUGGUACCGGCAGAUCUGGAGAGAUGAGUUCCUUGUUUGGGAUCCAGAAGAGUUUGACGGCAUCAACGAGAUCUCACUGUCAUCUGAUGCCAUCUGGGUCCCUGACGUCAUCGUGAGUGAAUUUGUGGAGGAGGGCAGGUCUCCUCCGAUCCCGUAUGUUUACGUCAACUCCUCUGGUUCGGUGAAGAACUACCGGCCCGUCCAGGCGGUUCUGGCCUGCAGCCUGGAGAUGUUUGCCUUCCCCUUCGACAAGCAGAACUGCAGCCUGACCUUCCGCAGCUGGCUUCACUCAGUGAGAGAAAUAGAUCUGGCCUUGUGGAGGAGCGCCGAGGCCGUGGCCGACGGCCAGCGGGACUUCAUGAACGAUGGCGAGUGGGAGCUGCUGUCCAUUCCCUCGCAGUACCGGCAGGCCCGCCAGGACGACGCCGACUACGCCCAGAUCCAGUUCAACCUGCUGAUCCGCCGGCGCCCCCUCCUGUACGUGGUGGGCCUCCUCAUCCCCAGCAUCUUCCUCAUGCUGGUGGACGUGGUCAGCUUCUACCUGCCCCUCAACAGCGGCACUCGCAUCGCCUUCAAGAUCAGCAUCCUGCUGGGUUACACCCUCUUCAGGGUCAACCUGGCGGACGAGCUGCCCGCCACCGCCAUCAGGACGCCACUCAUCGGUGUGUUUUUCGUGGUGUGCAUGGCCAUGCUGAUGCUCAGCCUCGUCAAGUCCAUCCUGGUGGUGAAGCUGCUCCACCACAGUGAGGAGGAGGUCAAGCGAAUGUCGCUGUCCGCCUGCCUGCUGGACAAGUACGGCUCAGCCGGUCAUGGCUUCACCGAGAGCGCGUUGACCUCCAUCAGAACCCUCGACCGCAUCGACCCAUCUGGAGACUACGAGCACGAAGACUCACUGGAGGACGACCUGCUGUCCCUGAACGAGGUCCAGGACAUCCCGUCUAGGCUGGAUAGUCUCCUGCAGGAGCUGGUUUCACUCCGGAUGGAUUUCUCCCAGGAGGAGGCCGAGUCCUCGGCGCAGGCCGAGUGGCUGGCCCUGUGCCUGCGGCUCGACCGCGUCCUCUUCCGCCUCUACCUGUUCGUCCUGGGCCUGUACGCAGGUACGCUGCUGCUGCUCUGGGCCAGCUGGAGCUUCGCUUGACCCGGAGACACGCAGCUUUCUGAACAACUUCGGUAUAUAGACGACAAUAAAGCUGAUUAAGAUAAAACCUCCUCCUCCGAUAUUACGUAGUUUACCAUCGUUGCUCACCGCUGGUUUAAAA
This is a messenger RNA of Cololabis saira (Pacific saury), 1587 nucleotides long. RefSeq names its product 5-hydroxytryptamine (serotonin) receptor 3B (gene htr3b). Gene Ontology annotation, biological process: monoatomic ion transmembrane transport; chemical synaptic transmission; regulation of membrane potential. Gene Ontology annotation, molecular function: extracellular ligand-gated monoatomic ion channel activity; transmembrane signaling receptor activity; neurotransmitter receptor activity. The transcript is spliced from 9 exons. NCBI's taxonomy places the organism in Eukaryota, Metazoa, Chordata, Actinopteri, Beloniformes, Belonidae. Gene Ontology annotation, cellular component: postsynaptic membrane; neuron projection; synapse. The record is from RefSeq and is a predicted model, not a curated record. The coding region runs from base 12 to 1466 and encodes 484 amino acids.